AUGAAGUCCAGGAUGGGCUCCUCUCAGGCACCCUCGAUGGGGCGUGUGGGAGGGCAAGGGGCGAUGGCCCUGCUGCUGGCUGGCCUCCUCCUGCCAGGGACCUUGGCUAAGAGCAUUGGAACCUUCUCAGACCCCUGUAAGGACUCCACGCGUAUCACCUCCCCCAGUGACCCCUGUCUUGUUGGAAAGAGUGGCUCCAGCAACUUCAUUUCCAGUUCGGGUGGCUCUGGCAGUGGCUCUGGCGGUGGUUCUGGUGGUGGCUCCAGUGGCUCCAGUGGCUCCAGUGGUGGCUCCAGUGGUUCCAGCGUCUCCAGUAGCUCCAACAGUGGCUUCAGUGGUGGCUUCAGUGGCUCCAGCAGUGGCUCAAGUGGUUCCUUUGGCUCCAGCAGUGACUCCAGCAGUGGCCCCAGCGGAUCCAGUGUUGCCCAGAGUGGUUCUUCAGGCUCUUUGUUAUUUAAGCCAGGGACAGGGUAUUCCCAGAGCAGCUACUCCUCUGGAUCUGGCUCUAGUCUACACACUGCUUCCAGCUCCUCCCAGUCGGGCAGCAGCUCCCAGUUGGGGUCUGGACCAGCUCUACAAACCAAUGGUGGUUCUUCCCGCUUUGUGAUAAACUCUUCCCAGUCUGGAGGAGGCUCAAGCUCCUCUGUUUCCCAGUCUUCUUGGAUGUCUAGCAAUGGUGGCCAAAGGGUCAACUCUAAUUUACGCCCUUGUAGUUCAGACAUCCCCGACUCUCCCUGCAGUGGGGGGCCCAUCGUCUCACACUCUGGCUCCUACAUCUCCAGCUCUCACUCCGUGUCAGGGGGUCAAAGGCCAGUGGUGGUGGUGGUGGAGCAGCAUGGCUCUGGUGGCCCUGGAAUCAUUCAGGGUUCCCUAUGUAACAAUGGUGGCCUUCCAGGCAAGCCCUGUCCCCCUAUCACCUCUGUAGAUGAAUCCUAUGGCAGCUAUGAAGUGGUGGGUGGCUCCUCUAACAGUUAUCUGGCCCCAGGCAUGACUUACAGUGGGGGCAAAAUCUACCCAGUGGGAUACUUCACCAAAGAUAACCCUGUCAGAGGCUCCCCAGGAGUGCCCUCCUUUGCAGCUGGGUCCCCCAUCUCUGAGGGCAAAUACUUCUCCAGCAACCCCAUCAUCCCCAGCCACAGCUCCUCCAGUGCCAACAUCGCUUCCUCGGCCAUUGUGUUCCAGCCAGUGGGCUCGGGAGGGGUCCAGCCGUGUGCAGCUGGCUCCUCAGGCUCGAGGGGGCCCUGCUCCCUCUCCAGUUCUGGAGUCCACAGCAGCUCAAGUGUCUCUGGCAGUUCUGGGUCACUUUCCCACCCCUGUGGCAGUAUUUCCCAGGGCCCCUGUUCCCCACCUGGCACGGGCUCACUCAGCCACAGCUCCACCUCUCAAUCCAGCAGCAAAAUCAUUCUUCAGCCCUGCAGCAGCAAGUCCAGCUCUGCUGGUCACCCUUGCAUUUCUGUCUCCUCCUCAGUAUUGAGUGGAGGUCGUGAUAGCUCUCUCCAACCUGAUCCAUCAGCUGUUGCUCAGCCCUGCGGCAGCUCUGGGAAGAAGCCCUGCCGCUCCAUCCGGGACAUCCUGACACAGGUGAAGCCCUUGGGAUCCCAGCUAGCUGACCCUAAACUCUUCCUGCCCCAGGGACAGUUACAUGACAGUCCAUGA
Molecule: messenger RNA, 1656 nt
Organism: Pteronotus mesoamericanus
Lineage: Eukaryota; Metazoa; Chordata; Mammalia; Chiroptera; Mormoopidae
Gene: CDSN
Product: corneodesmosin
Exons: 2
Coding region: 1-1656 (551 amino acids)
Biological process (GO): cell-cell adhesion; skin morphogenesis
Molecular function (GO): protein homodimerization activity
Source: RefSeq, a predicted model, not a curated record